AUGUCGUCUCUGGUACGCACGCGGUCACUGCGCAAACCCGCCGGCCCCACGGCUCUGCAUCCCCCCCGCGAACGCCCCGGCGAUCCGAGCCCCGAUCCCAAUCGCAACGCCUCGCCUAGCCGCCUCCCCACGAAGCCAACCUCGCGGCCGACGAGUUCCGCCAGGACGACAGCAACAACAACGACGACGGGACUCGCAAGGUCGGCGAGCGUGCGCUUGAACAGGCCAGGAAGCUCGUCGUCCAAUACGUCGUCCUCCGCCGCAGCGGCGCCGACAAUUCCUAAGCGGUCCGUCUCGCUGGGCAAGAAGACCGCUCCCGCCAGCAAUGCCCAGGGUGCCACUGCGGUGCCGCCCGCAAGGAAGGACACGCGCAGGUAUCCGCCGCUGUCCUCGGUGACGCGGCCAUCCUCGAUGGUCUUGAGGCCCACGUCGGCGGGCUCAGCGGCAUCAGCACCCACGGCGAACAGACGCACGACGCCGACGCACGCGCGUGCCAACAGCACUGCAGCGUUGGGCACAAUACCCGCGUCCAGCACAUCACGACGGCCCACGACGCAACCAGCAGCCGCUUUGCAAGACCGGAAAAGCAGGUCUCGGCCGCCGUCGCGUGACUCGGCAUCAUCAGCAGCACCCGCCGCUCCAGGCACGCCCAGGCAACGUACCGUGCCCGCCGACAAGCAGGCCCCGCCCACCACACCAGCAGCUGCCACCGACAAGACGCCGCGACUACGAGCAUUCAACCCUCUGCAGCAGCGCUUGUCCCCCGGCAAGCCGAGCUCACCCCGGCCACCAUCGCCGUUCAAGCCCCCAGCCGCGGUCGCCGCCGCCGCCGAGACAGCGCGCCAGCAGGCCGCGCUGCUACAACUACACCUACUGCACCGCGACGCCGACCUAGUCGUGGCGCAGUGGCACGCCAGCGCCAAGGUCAAGCUUGGUGCGCGCUUCCGCGGGCUGCGCGACGCCCACAGCGCGCUGGCGGAGCGCGAGGCCGCGGCCGUCGAGGCCGACAACGUCGAGGCGCUGCAGCGCUGGGCCGCCGGCGGCGGCGCCAGAGGGUGUCCGCCCUUGGACGAGAGAGUGCGGGCACUGGACGCUGCGAUGAGCGGCGUCUGGGCGAUGAGCGAGCCCGGCGGCAAGUACGCGCGUGCGGUGCGACGCUUCGAACGCUGGUUCGAGCGUGUCAUGGAUCUGGAGGAGGCGCGGGACAGCGGCACCAUCGGUCUCUUGGUGGGCGGCGGCCGUCACCACGGUAGCAUCGGUGGCAGCGGCGGUGUGGAGGAGGCGCUCUUCGUGCCGGAGAUGGACCCGGCGUGGGCGGAGGACUGCGCGAGCAUGGCCCGCAAGCUCGAGGGCUGGCAGUGCCAGCUAGAUGACGCGGGUGGCGACGACGACCUUCGUUUAGUCGACAGCGACGGCAAGACGACGACGACGACGCUGGGAAGGAUGCUGGAUGGCGCGCGCAGCCUCGUCGCGGGCAUGCUGGCGGAGCUGGCGGCCAUGGAGGAGAUUCGGCAGGCGGCGCUGGCGCGCGAGGAGGACUGGAUCGAGGCCAUGAACAGGGACGACGACGAGGAUGACAUGAGCCGGCGAGCUGGGGCAGUCUGGCGGGCUCUGUGA
Messenger RNA from Cordyceps fumosorosea ARSEF 2679, 1617 nucleotides. RefSeq lists its product as hypothetical. The record is from RefSeq and is a predicted model, not a curated record. Lineage: Eukaryota; Fungi; Ascomycota; Sordariomycetes; Hypocreales; Cordycipitaceae. The coding region runs from base 1 to 1617 and encodes 538 amino acids. The transcript has a single exon.